AUGCGGCCUUAUAUUCAGCAGUUUGCGCUCAAUACGACCCUCACCCUGUGCUACGGCAUCCGCAUGGACGCCGUAUACGACGACCUUCUCCGGGAGAUUCUGUACGUCGGCUCGGCCAUCUCCCUGCUUUGCAGCGCGUCGGAGAACAUGCAGGACUACGUACCUAUCAUGCGCUAUUUCCCCAACAACGAGAAGAACAAGCGGUCCAAGGAGCUCCGCGACCGCUGCGACGCCUACCUUAACCUGCUGCUGGACAAGGUCCGCGAAAUGAUAAAGCUGGGCACCGACAAGCCCUGCAUCUCGGCCGCCAUCCUCAAGGACGAGGAGACUAAGCUUACAGGUGUCGAGGUCUCGUCCAUCUGCCUGUCGCUCGUGUCGGGCGGCUUCGAGAGGAUCCCGGGAACAUUGACUUCGGCCAUCGGAUCUCUCAGCACGCCCGAGGGCCAGAUCUAG
This is a messenger RNA of Colletotrichum higginsianum IMI 349063, 453 nucleotides long. Its product is annotated as Cytochrome P450. NCBI's taxonomy places the organism in Eukaryota, Fungi, Ascomycota, Sordariomycetes, Glomerellales, Glomerellaceae. Gene Ontology annotation, molecular function: oxidoreductase activity, acting on paired donors, with incorporation or reduction of molecular oxygen; heme binding; iron ion binding. The transcript has a single exon. The record is from RefSeq and is a predicted model, not a curated record. Bases 1 to 453 code for a protein of 150 amino acids.